GCCGGACAGGAUGCUGAAGGCGCUCGAGUGCUCUCCGCCUCUCCUCUGCUGACGCACGGCCUGGCGCGAGGCUCCACGGAGGAGGGAGGAGGGAGGAGGGAGGAGGAGGAGGAGGAGGAGAGAGGCGGAGCUGGACCUGACCCGAGGUGGGGGCCACGGGAAGGCCCGCCGGCGCGGCGCGAGCUCCACGGCGGCUGGCGCGCCGGCGCGGCCGGCCCUCACCGCGAGGCGGCGGGAGGCGCGGCGCCCGACGCGACGGCGAGCUCCACGUCGGCCAGCGUGGGCGGCGUGGCCCCCUGCCGCCCACCUCGCCGAACGCGCGGAUCACGUUCUCCCUGCUGGCCUCCAGCCCCGCGGCCCGGAGCGCCAUGCCGAGGGAGCCGGCCACGCGCACAAGCGGCCCAUGGGCAGGAAGGGCCCUCUGUAGGAGGACUCUAUGCUCCCAGGCCCUCUCGACUCC
This is a messenger RNA of Prorocentrum cordatum, 460 nucleotides long. The record is from the annotation of a GenBank genome assembly. NCBI's taxonomy places the organism in Eukaryota, Dinophyceae, Prorocentrales, Prorocentraceae.